Messenger RNA from Ixodes scapularis (black-legged tick), 399 nucleotides. RefSeq names its product cuticle protein 64. The transcript has 2 exons. The record is from RefSeq and is a predicted model, not a curated record. Lineage: Eukaryota; Metazoa; Arthropoda; Arachnida; Ixodida; Ixodidae. Bases 1 to 399 code for a protein of 132 amino acids.
AUGAACACCCUCGUCGUCUUCGCCGCUCUUAUUGCUUGCGCCUACGCCGGCGGUUUCGGCUAUGGUGGCCUCGGCCUCGUCGGUGGCUACGGCCACGGUCACGGCCACGCCCACGCUGUGGCUGUCCCCGUUAAGACCGUCUCCUACGUGAAGAGGCCCGUCGUCAGCGUUGGCUACGUCACCCGCCCCGUUGUGAGCUACGUCAAGCAGCCCGUGGCCACCGUCUCCCACACCGUCCAGCCCGUUGUCUCCGUCAGCCACGCCGUCGUCGGCGUCGGCCACGGUGGAUACGGUGGCGGAUACGGCUACGGUGGCGGACUUCUCGCCGGAGGUCUCGUCGGCGGCUAUGGCGGACACGGCUACGGCUUCGGAGGCUACGGUCUCAAGGGCUUCCACUAA